This is a messenger RNA of Verruconis gallopava, 1192 nucleotides long. RefSeq lists its product as uncharacterized. Bases 188 to 817 code for a protein of 209 amino acids. The transcript has 2 exons. Gene Ontology annotation, biological process: peptidyl-arginine methylation. Gene Ontology annotation, molecular function: protein-arginine omega-N monomethyltransferase activity. NCBI's taxonomy places the organism in Eukaryota, Fungi, Ascomycota, Dothideomycetes, Venturiales, Sympoventuriaceae. The record is from RefSeq and is a predicted model, not a curated record.
CUCUCCCCACUCACGUGAUAUGAAAACUCCUCAGUCGACGUCUUGUACCCUUCCUACCAGCCUCUAGAUGCUUACAUCCAUUUGAAGUCCUCCUCUUGGCUGGCGUUGGGGCUAAGGAACCUUGUCUCUUUUCCAAUUUUUUCUUCGUUCGGAUUUUUCCACGGCCAUUUCAAGAUUUCGUCACAACAUGUCUGCGUCCGACAAGCAGUACACGUAUAUAGUAGAGCACCUGGACCCUGAACUCGAAGCUUGGUCUGCACUUGAAUACAAGACUAUAGCGAAGGAGUCUAAAAGUGCGGGCUCGCGAUUCUUGCUGUCCAGCGUUCCGGCCGAUUUCAAGCUGCCGUCCGAGCUUGAAGGCGUAGACGGAUUGGAAGUCGAACACAAGAGCGUGGAAGAACUGUUCCGAGAUCGAAAGGGCGAAGUUUGCUUGCUGGACCCGAAAGCGGAGAAGGAGCUGAGCCCUGAGGAUAAAGACGUCUUCAGCGUCUUCUUGUUCGGCGGUAUACUCGGCGACGACCCGCCCCGGGACCGCACGUCUGAACUCCGCGUCAAGGGCUUCGCCGGCCGACGGUUGGGACCUGUGCAGAUGACCACGGACACGGCGGUGCGCGUCACGCGCAUGGUCGUCCAGGAAGGGUAUGAGCUCGAGAAGAUCCCCUACGCGGACUUCCCGGAGAUUCGGGUCGACGAGCACGAGAGCACGGAGAUGCCGUUCCGCUACGUGAAGAAGGCGGACGGAACGCCCGUGAUGCCUGAUGGGAUGAUAGACUUGAUCAAGAAAGAUUCGGAGAAGGGGCUUGGAGAUCUGCUGUGAUGGUGAUGGCACUCGAGCAGGACGGAGUGGGAGAUCGGUGUUGUUUCAAGCGUCUUGCUUGCCCUUUUCAUGGCGGAAAGGACAGUCGGUGAGACCGCUUUGUCAUAUCACAUACUGAUUGCCAAACACAAAAAACUUUGUGGAACAUCUACAACAAGACUCUUUCCUGGUCAAAAGCCGUAGUCUAUAUCUAAACUCUCCAUGUUGCUCAGAUCCAGAUCCAAAUCUCCAAAGACGUCGUCGUCAGGAUUCAUGCUUUCUCCUCCUCCAAGAAGUCCACCCAUUCCACCAUCACCUCCGUUACCGACGCUAAAGUCAAGCUGCAUAGAAUCUGCGCCAUUCAAGCCUAGGUCCGCAGUGAGGCCAGAAUCCUGA